UCUGCUUGGCUUCCUGCUCAGAGCCUCAACUCAUGGUCUUCAGUCUUCGGUCUUCACUUCGAGGUCUCAUCGGGCUCCACGCUCUAGCCUCGCCUCACCUCCGUACGGUCUGGUUUCCUGGUUUGUCUCUCCUCUACAGGUUUGUGCUCUGCUCAAGCAGCCAUGGACUUAGUGGUCCCAGAGGACAGCCUGGAAGUUUCCACAGUGGACGGAGCAAAGGCCUUGUUAUCCCCACUCCAGGCCUCUCCAGUAAUUGCCACUGCGCACUUAGCUGCCAGGCAGGGCGGGUCUACCCAGAGCAAGAGGAGGACACAAGGCAGCUCAGGAUUCAGGCUUCCUCACUUGGAGGGGAAGGGGUCUGAUCAGGAGAAGACCGUCGUUCCUCUCUCGCAACUGACCCCGUACAUCUCCUGUUCUGUUUGCAAAGGCUAUUUAAUAGAUGCGGCAACCAUUACAGAGUGUCUUCAUACCUUCUGUAAAAGCUGCAUCGUAAAACAUUUUGAACAAAGCAACAGAUGUCCAAAGUGCGACAUUGUGGUGCACGAGGCCAAACCUCAUAAAAACUUGAGGAUGGAUCCACAAUUACAAAACAUAGUAUACAAAUUAGUGCCGGGUCUAGAGGAAAAAGAAAAAAAACAAAGGAGUGAAUUCUAUAAAGAAAAUUGUCUGGGACCACCAAAACCUGCUGCUGUUCCACAGCCACGCCCUUCAAGUGAAAAGAACACUAAGGAAGUUCUGGAAUAG
Messenger RNA from Arvicanthis niloticus (Nile rat), 744 nucleotides. The record is from RefSeq and is a predicted model, not a curated record. NCBI's taxonomy places the organism in Eukaryota, Metazoa, Chordata, Mammalia, Rodentia, Muridae.